Molecule: messenger RNA, 1676 nt
Organism: Cuscuta campestris
Lineage: Eukaryota; Viridiplantae; Streptophyta; Magnoliopsida; Solanales; Convolvulaceae
Source: the annotation of a GenBank genome assembly
GCCCACUGAGCAAUGGUGGGAGAUGGCAGUUGAUGGGGCAUCCGGUCCUAGAGGCGGGGGUGGUAUCGUGUUCACCACACCAGAAGGAUUCAAGAUCUACCAUGCAAUCGUCUUCAACUUCAAGCUGACGAACAACGAGGCGGAAUAUGAAGCUCUGGCUGGAGGGCUCAGACUUGCCCAAGCCCUGAAAAUCAGCCGGGUCAGUAUCAAAUCUGACUCUAGCAUGAUAGUAGGGCAGGUGACCGGUAACAUGGAAGCAAGGGAAGGACGCAUGGCACAAUACAAGGACCUUGUACUUGCCCUGUUGAAAGGCUUCGAAGAGUUCAAGAUUGCCCAGGUUCCCCGGGCGGAGAACGCAGAUGCAGACCUUCUCUCCAAAUUGACGCAGUAUGCUCCCGAGCAUGUUUCGAAACUUGCCCGGGUAGAGAUCCUUGACCAUGCAAGCAUCGAGAAAUUGGAAGUCGCCGCUAUAACUGCCGGAAGCCAGUUUGACCGGUCAAACUUGGUCGAGGCGGACGACCAUUGGAUGUAUGAUCUGAUGGAAUAUUUGACGGAUGGGAGCUUGCCAGAACAAGAUGACCGGGCAAGAAAAGUGAAGCUCAGGGCACCCCGAUUCCAGAUUCUUGAUGGAAAGCUGUAUAAAAGGGCAUUUGGGGGCCACUCCGGAGAUGAUUGUGAAAGGUACGUCCAGAAAUGCAGGACGUGCCAAGUAUUCUAUAAGUAUCCCGGUAGACCGGCGACCUACUACCACCCCGUAUCGAAUGUCAUCCCAUUCGCUAGAUUCGGGGUUGAUAUCAUUGGAGCCUUCCCAGUCGCCCAAGGAGGGAAGAAGUUCGUGAUCGUAGCCAUCGAUUACUUCACCAAAUGGAUCGAGGCCGAAGCAUUGGCCAACAUCACCACGCAACAAUGCAAGAAAUUCGUUUGGAAGAACAUCAUCACGAGGUUUGGAGCGCCCAUGAACCUCAUCACCGACAACGGCCCACAAUUCCGAAAUUCGAGAUUCACUGAAUACUUGGAAGGCUUCGGGAUCAAGCACAAUCGUUCCUCGGUAGCGUACCCCCAAGGGAAUGGCCAAGUCGAAAACGCCAACCGAACGAUUGUGGAUGGUCUAAAGAAACGGCUGGGAGAAGCAGGAAACAAGUGGCUGGAAGAGCUCCCACACAUCGUAUGGGCGUUCCGAGUAACACCUAGGAGGGCUCACGGGGAAACUCCAUUCUCCCUAACCUAUGGGUGUGAAGCAAGGCUGCCCAUCGAAGCUGAAUUCCCAACGUUCCGGGAAUCAAGUUAUCAACCCCAAAAAAAUGAAGAAGACCACUUGGCCGAACUCAACUUGGUCGAAGAGCGAAGAAUGGCCGCGGAAGUUAAAAUGAGCACAUAUCAACAAGUCGUGAAGAAGUACCACGACAACAAGGUUGGGCCGCGAUACUUUCAAGUCGGCGAUGAAGUCCUGCGAAGAAGGGAGGCUAGUAGACCGGGAGACAGAGGAAAGCUGGCCAAAAACUGGGAAGGACCUUACCGGGUGAGAGCUAUCAUUCGCCCGGGAACCUACUGGUUAGAAACUCUUGAAGGUGUACCGGUAGAAAGAACCUGGAAUUCCCAUCAUCUUCGCAAGUUCUACAAAUGAUUGUAAUACUAGGCAAGACCUACUUCAUUAUCAAUCAAAGUGAUGUUCAAUA